GCAUGCGCGGCGCGGCGCCCGGGGCGUCGCAGGGAAACUUGUGCCUUCGGCUGCGGCGGGACCCGCGGACAUGGCGGCGGCGGCGCUGGCGCGGCUCGCCACGGCCCUUCUGCUCCUCGAGGCCCAGGUGGCCUGUGAGUAUGGCAUGGUGCACGUGCUCUCGGAGAGCGGGACCCCCCGAGGCAAGGACUACUGCAUUCUGUACAACCCGCAGUGGGCCCACCUGCCGCAGGACCUCGGCAAGGCCGUGAGUGUCUGCUCCCGACUUGCUCUGGCUGCGUGGCUGUGCUUCCUGCCCAGCCUACGGGAAAGGCCCGAGUCGCCACAGGCAGGAGGCCGGCCUGGGCAGGGGCCCCCGGCCAGCGGAGCCUGGUCUCUCCUGCAGCUGCGCAACUGGACGGCCUCGCUGCUCUGCUCCCCCAGCGACCUCCCCGCCAGCGGCUUCGGCAACCAGAUCCCCCUGGUGGCCCGCGGGAACUGCACCUUCUACGAGAAGGUGCGGCUGGCCCAGAGCAGCGGGGCUCGCGGUCUGCUCAUCGUCAGCAAGGAGAAGCUGGUUCCCCCCGGAGGCAACAAGACGCAGUAUGAGGAGAUCGGCAUUCCCGUGGCCCUGCUCAGCCACAGAGACAUGCUGGACAUCUUCAGGAGCUUCGGCCAAGCAGCGCGCGUGGCGCUGUACGCCCCCAGCGAGCCAGUGCUGGACUACAACAUGGUCAUCAUCUUCAUCAUGGCCGUGGGCACCGUCGCCGUCGGGGGCUACUGGGCCGGGAGCCGGGACGUGAAGAAAAGGUCCAUGAAGCACAAGCGGGACGAUGGGCCCGAGAAGCAGGAGGACGAGGCGGUGGACGUGACGCCCGUCAUGAUCUGCGUGUUCGUGGUGCUGUGCUGCUGCAUGCUGGUGCUGCUCUACCACCUCUACGACCAGCUGGUCUACGCCAUCAUCGGGAUUUUCUGCCUGGCCUCCUCCACCGGCCUCUACAGCUGCCUGGCGCCCUGCGUGCGCAGGCUGCCCUUCUGCAGGUGCAGGGUCCCCGACAACAGCCUGCCCUACUUCCACAAGCGCCCGCAGGCCCGCAUGCUGCUCCUGGCGCUCUUCUGCAUCGCCGUCAGCGUGGUGUGGGGCGUCUUCCGCAACGAGGACCAGUGGGCUUGGGUCCUGCAGGACGCCCUGGGCGUGGCCUUCUGCCUCUACAUGCUGAAGACCAUCCGCCUCCCCACCUUCAAGGCCUGCACGCUGCUGCUGCUGGUGCUGUUCAUCUACGACGUCUUCUUCGUCUUCGUGACGCCCUUCCUGACCAGGAGUGGGAACAGCAUCAUGGUGGAGGUGGCCACCGGGCCCUCGGACUCAGCCACUCGGGAGAAGCUGCCCAUGGUCCUCAAGGUGCCCAGGCUGAGCGCCUCUCCGCUGGCCCUGUGUGACCGCCCCUUCUCCCUCCUGGGCUUUGGAGACAUCCUGGUGCCAGGUAUUGAGGCUGGGCUGGCCCUCCCUGCGGCGGGGACCCUGGGCCCAGCCCCGGCCCUCAGGGCCGCCCUGGAGCAGUGGGUUGGAGCCUGCAGGGCGGCCACCAGGGUUGGUGAGGCCUGGCACGUGGCCCCGGGCCGCCAGCUGCUGCAGGGAGCCGGGGCGGGUCCUCGCCACCCCCCGCUGGGCCCCCUGCCAUCCAUUCGCCCACCGAGGGGGUGGCAGAGGCCUCGAGGGGCCAUGCCAGGCUGCUGCUGGGCCUGGUGUGCAGCCUGGGCGGCUGCCGAGGCACAUGCCAGGCCCAGGCCCUGCGGGCACCGCACGGUCCCAGUGUCGCCACACGUGGCCGGUCCCCAGGACGGGAGCAGCGGCGCGGCCCUGGGUGAGCGCGGCGUCCCCGCAGGGCUGCUGGUGGCCUACUGCCACAGGUUCGGCCUGCAGGCACAGUCCUCGCGGAUCUACUUCGUGGCCUGCACCGUGGCCUACGGCGUCGGCCUGCUGGUGACAUUCGUGGCGCUGGCGCUCAUGCAGCGUGGCCAGCCUGCCCUCCUCUACCUGGUGCCCUGCACGCUGGUGACGAGCUUCCUGGUGGCGCUGUGGCGUCGCGAGCUGGGUGCCUUCUGGACGGGCAGCGGCUUUGCGAAAGACCUACCUCAGACCCAGUGGGCGCCAGCUCCCGCUGACAGUCCACAGCCUCCAAAGGACUCGGACGCCCCGCUGUCCCCGCAGCCUGCAAGCCAAGAACCAGUCAGGUCCACAGUGCCCCCUGAGCAGCCCCAGGAACCAUCCACACCUGAAGCGACGGAGGCCUCAGCCCCUGCCCAGGAGCCCAGGACCCUGAGCAGCAGCACCCUGGAGUCCGAGGGCCAGACCCAGGCCCAGCCCAGCCCCGCAGCCCAGCCGGGGACCUCGGCCUAGGAGCAGAGGCAAGGACUCCUGGGCCCUGCAGCAUCCACACCUUGCCCAGAUGCUGGGGCUGCCCUGCGCCCGUCCUGGACGAGACCUGCGCCCGGGCCCCUCCCCCACCAUGGUGCUCAGACCCCUCGAGGUCCCCUGGGCCCCGCCUGCUCCGCCCGCAGCUGCACCCUGCGCCCGCCUGCUCCGCCCGCUUGGCCGCCCCACCAGCCGUCUUCCGCGUGGUCCUGCUCUUGGUCCUGGGGGUGCUUGCUCCCUGCCAAGGCCCACCCUGUUUGGUGCUCCUCCCUGCUGCCCGCUGGGGCUCUUUCCUGUAGGACAUCUGCUCUGAGGGGUCCCGAGACCCCUGGACCAGAUGCCAAGAAGCCGUGGCCCCGGGCCUGGAAGCAGCCCCAUCCCUGGGGCUGGAGCCGAGGCCUGAGGUCGGGGGCCUGCGGGGAGGGUCCCGCACUCCCACGCGGUAAUAAAGGCGGCUCUUCCGGAGCUCGGCGGUGUCAGCGGGUGGCAUGGGGUCUGUGCCCCAGUGGAGCAGGGUGGGCGCUGGGCAGCCUGCUGGGCAAGCCCGGGCCCUGAGCUGGGGAGGCGCCCGUUUCCUCCCCACCUGCGUCGUGGGGCAUCUCGGCUCCGCUUCUGGCCCUGGGAGGGCGCACCCCCGCGUGGACCUCUGGAAGGUGCGAGGACGUCCUGGAACUGGCCUCCUGGCCUCUACCUCACCGACCAACGGAGGCCCGAGCUGGAGCCGCCAGGGUGCGGUCCGUGCCCUAGUGUCCCCCUGCACGUCCCGCUUCGGGGCGGCGGGAUGGUCCUGCAGGCUGCGGACACCACCUCUGCCUCCAGGGAGAGAGGACGGUCUUCUUUCUUCCCCGGAGGAAAAGGCCAGCGUCUCUCUUACCCUUUCUGUCCUAAAAAGAGUGGGGUGAGUUAUGGACAUGGAGCUGGACCUUCCCCGUGGACGCUGAGCACCAGGCACAGGACCUGCAGGUCGGGCAACCUGCUUCUGCCGCUCAGACUGCACCAAGCCCCUGGCCUGGGUGUUCUCAGGUGGAGGACCUCGGAGGGGCCCAGGGGCCGGCCUGGGGCUCCACUGUGGCCUGGCCUCUGUUGGACCUGAGGAUUAAAGUCCCUUUUGAUACGC
Messenger RNA from Sciurus carolinensis (gray squirrel), 3512 nucleotides. It is a transcript of the gene Sppl2b, whose product is annotated as signal peptide peptidase like 2B. The record is from RefSeq and is a predicted model, not a curated record. Gene Ontology annotation, cellular component: lumenal side of endoplasmic reticulum membrane; lysosomal membrane; Golgi-associated vesicle membrane. The transcript is spliced from 14 exons. Gene Ontology annotation, biological process: membrane protein proteolysis. Gene Ontology annotation, molecular function: aspartic endopeptidase activity, intramembrane cleaving. NCBI's taxonomy places the organism in Eukaryota, Metazoa, Chordata, Mammalia, Rodentia, Sciuridae. Bases 71 to 2380 code for a protein of 769 amino acids.